CUCCCCAGCUGUAUCUCACACCUUCCCAGCUGUUCCUCACAAAUCCCCAGCUGUAGCCUCACCUCCCAGCUGUACCUCCCACAGCUCCCCAGCUGUUCCUCUCCCAGCUCUCCCAAGCUGUACCUCACACCUCCCUAGCUGUGCCACCUCCACCUCCCCAGCUGUUCCUCCACAGCCCCUAGCUGUACCUUACACCUCCCCAGCUGUACCUCCCACAGCUCCUCAGCUGGCCACAUCUGCACCUUCCCAGCUGUUUCCUCACACCUCCCUAGCUCUGUACCUCACACCUCCCCAGCUGUUAGACACAACUCCUCAGCUGUACCUCACAACUCCCCAGCUGUACCUCACACCUACCCAGCUGUACUUCACACUCCCUAGCUGUUUCCUCCCAGCUCUCCAGCUGUGCCUCACACCUCCCUAG
Haliotis rubra (blacklip abalone) is the source of this 421-nucleotide messenger RNA. Its product is annotated as proline-rich protein 36-like. The annotation marks the transcript as partial. The transcript has 2 exons. The record is from RefSeq and is a predicted model, not a curated record. Lineage: Eukaryota; Metazoa; Mollusca; Gastropoda; Lepetellida; Haliotidae.